Molecule: messenger RNA, 465 nt
Organism: Penaeus monodon (black tiger shrimp)
Lineage: Eukaryota; Metazoa; Arthropoda; Malacostraca; Decapoda; Penaeidae
Exons: 1
Coding region: 1-465 (154 amino acids)
Source: RefSeq, a predicted model, not a curated record
AUGAAACUGACCUCACAUACCCUGAAGAUCUGGGAAAGAAUCAUAGACAGACUGAGAAAAAAGGUGUCAAUAUCAGAACAGCAGUUUGGGUUUUAUGCUCAGCAGGGGUACUGCCGACGCCAUUUCGCACUGCGGCAAUUGAUGGAAGGCCAGAAACAGCUGUAUUGUGUGUUCACAAAUCUAGAGAAAGUCUACGACAGGGUACCCAGAGUGGAGGUUUGGAACUGUUUACGAAUGAAGGAGAAGAAUGAAAAGAAUUUUUGCCUCAUACAGGACAUGUACCUAAACAGCAAAAUGAGGAUGCGAUGUGCAGAGAGUAUAACAGAUGAUUUUAUAGUUGUUGUUGGUCUACAAAAGGGGUCAGCACUCAGUCCAUUCCUGAUUGCCACUUUGACAGAUUGUUUAACGGGAGUGUAUAGAAUGAAUCUCCACGGGAUAUACUGUUUCCCAAUGUUUUUGUGCUGA